UAAUUCACAUUCCCGACCUCAUCCGUCUAAACGUGAAAUAUUCAUUGACAUUGAUUCAACACCUAUAUUCAUGUUUGCUCGCACCGCCGUACGUGCUGUUACUCGCGCAGCUCCCAGAGGCUCUCGCACUUCCUCUGCCGAUGCAGGUGCAGGUGAUUAUUUUGCAAAGCGUGAUGCGGUUAGGGCCCAUGCUGCAGAGGUUACUCAGCUUUGGCGUAGAAUAAGCUUCUUUGUUUGCGUCCCAGCUACCAUUGUUUGCGCCCUUUGGGUGCGUAAUGUGGAAGCAGAACAUGCAGAACAUAUAGAACACAUAAAGGCAGAACAUGAUGGUCACCUCCCCGACAUCCCUCAGUACGAAUACAUGAACCGUCGUGUCAAGCCGUACCCUUGGGGUAUGAACUCGCUGUUCUUUAACCCACAUGUCAACAAAGACUUGUCGGAGGAAUGACCUUGUUUUGUACCAGUAGACUAUGAUGCAAUUUCUGCAGCACUGCUAUCUCUAUCACUCCGGUCGGUGCGCAAGUCGUGAUUUCCUGGUGUCACACCUCCAUGGUUUCGAUGAAGUGCCGGUUAAGUUUCUGAUGUCACUGCCAUGAUCGUCAAUAUAAAGUGUGGUUGAAAACUAAAAGCAGGGCUGAGCACCAGCCCCUCUGACUGUUUUAUGAUCUGGGUGCUUAUGUGGGGUCACAGUUAUCUAGACAUCAGUGCAGGAGUUGUGUCCCACACAUGAAAUACUAGAGAUUCUACUUCACCUGGCGGUCCGCACUAACAAUAAUAAACUAUCAAACUAUUCGUCCC
Messenger RNA from Suillus subaureus, 798 nucleotides. Its product is annotated as COX6A, subunit VIa of cytochrome c oxidase. Gene Ontology annotation, cellular component: mitochondrial inner membrane. Lineage: Eukaryota; Fungi; Basidiomycota; Agaricomycetes; Boletales; Suillaceae. The coding region runs from base 71 to 448 and encodes 125 amino acids. The record is from RefSeq and is a predicted model, not a curated record. Gene Ontology annotation, molecular function: enzyme regulator activity. Gene Ontology annotation, biological process: mitochondrial electron transport, cytochrome c to oxygen. The transcript has 5 exons.